AUUCCCCAUUUAGAAGCCAUUUUGGACACAGAUCAGUAACAUGCAUGUAAACCCCGACCGACCUCCCGAUGCAGCGGUGCUACUAUUCAAGUGAAUAACCUCAAAAAGAGCGCUGAGCUUUCGUCUUGGCUGGUUUAACGGCUUCCCAUUCGGCUUUUGGAUCCACUUCCAAUGCGAAAUGCUGCACAUAUUGACGGACUAACAGUCUGGCAGUCAGUUAAUCGCUCCUAUCUUUUCUUGCAACAUUGUUGCAGCGUCGCGGCUAUUGACACGCGUUGUGGUGGUGGUUAGGCUGCUGGAGGGACCGGAGGCCUGUGGUCGUUUUGAUCCUGGACUGAUGUUUUGGACAACCUGAGUUUUAAUGUUCGCGUCGGGAAGCGGGGGAAAUCUCUGUCCUGUAUUUAAAACGGAACAUGUCUUUUUCAUGGCUGACUUGUUCACUUCUUCUGGGAACUUUAUGCGCAGGGUACAGUCUGGGCGAAGCAGAGACCCGGGAGUGCAUGUACUACAAUGAUAACUGGCGUACGGAGAGGACCAACCAGAGCGGCUUUGAGCGCUGCGAGGGGGAGAAGGACAAGCGACUGCACUGUUAUGCCUCCUGGCUCAACUCCUCAGGAACCAUCAAGCUGGUGAAGAAAGGCUGCUGGCUGGAUGACUUCAACUGCUAUGACAGACAAGAGUGUGUCUCCAUGGAGGAAAACCCUCAGGUCUUCUUCUGCUGCUGCGAGGGCAACUACUGCAAUGAACGAUUCACCCACCUUCCUGACAUGAUUGGCAGUGGCAACCGAGUAAAAAUCCGGCCUCCACCCCGAGUGCCGUCACUGCUCAACGUGCUUGUGUACUCCCUGCUGCCUCUCUGUGUGCUGUCCCUGGCCCUCGUUCUGGCCUUGUGGAUGUACCGCCACCGCAAACCUCCUUACGGACAUGUAGACCUGAGCGAGGAUCCUGGACCAGCUCCUCCAUCCCCCUUGGUGGGUCUGAAACCACUGCAGCUGCUGGAAAUCAAAGCUAGGGGGCGCUUUGGUUGUGUUUGGAAAGCCCAGUUGAUGAGCGAAUAUGUUGCUGUAAAGGUCUUCCCUAUUCAGGACAAGCAGUCAUGGCAAAACGAGCGGGACAUAUUCCUGACUCCAGGGAUGCGCCAUGAAAACCUCUUACGUUACAUCGCUGCAGAGAAGCACGGCACCAACCUGGAGACGGAGCUGUGGCUUAUUACGGAGUUUCAUGAGAGGGGCUCAUUGACAGACCACCUGAAGGGUAACACUGUGACCUGGAGUGAGCUGUGUCACAUAUCAGAGACCAUGUCCCGCGGCUUGGCUUACCUCCAUGAGGACAUUCCCAGCUACAAGGGAGAGGGGCCCAAACCCACCAUUGCACACAGGGACUUCAAGAGUAAAAAUGUGAUGAUACGAGAUGAUCUGACUGCAGUCAUUGGAGACUUUGGGCUUGCUGUACGAUUUGAACCAGGAAAACCUCCAGGUGACACUCAUGGCCAGGUGGGUACGAGGCGAUACAUGGCUCCUGAGGUGCUAGAGGGAGCCAUCAACUUUCAGAGAGACUCCUUCCUGAGAAUAGACAUGUAUGCUAUGGGCUUGGUGCUGUGGGAGCUGGUGUCCCGCUGCACAGAGACAGAUGGUACAGUUGGCGAGUACAUGCUGCCGUUUGAGGAUGAAAUAGGCCAGCAUCCCUCCCUGGAGGAUUUGCAGGAUGUGGUCGUGCAUAAGAAGAUGCGUCCAGCCAUCAAGGACUGCUGGCUCAAACAUCCUGGUCUGAGCCAGAUGUGCGAGACCAUCGAAGAAUGCUGGGACCACGACGCAGAGGCCCGAUUGUCUGCCGGUUGCGUCGAGGAGCGCAUUGGCCAGAUCGCCAGAACGAUUAGCAGCACUACCUCAGACAUCCCCGUCUGCAUUGUGACAUCUCUCACCAACGAGGACCUACCUCCCAAAGAGUCCAGCACCUGAAUGGGUGACCCCAUCCUUCACCUGAGCUCCUGACUUUAUUUUUUGAAUCCAAACUCAGCGGAUCUCCGUGAAUAUUUAAAAUCACAAAAAAAACAACAACUAGCAACUUAAAUGCAGCUGCUAUUUUAUCCCAAUACUGGUAUUUUCUUUCUGUUUUUUUUUUUUUUUUGGUGUUUAAAAUCGGAUCUUACUAACACAUCCAUCUGCUGUAGGUUUGAAGUAGUAAUAAGUUAUGCGAAGGGCACAUCUGAUAAUACCCAUGUGUCAAAUCUUAAAUGUCGUCAUUACCUCAUGUAUUUCUUGUUUUAGUCUAUUUUUAUUACCUCAUAAGUUGUUAUUGUUGUCAUUUUUCCUGUCUUGGUCAUGAUUGUCUGUGGCCAAGUGAAAUUAACUUUUGCUCCAAACCUCGGACGACUUGCUGCGCACCUCGGAGGAACCGUUUUGAGACUGUUAGACAAAAUAUAUUCAUCUUCCUCAGGGGUCGAAGCGUCUCGAUUUUUAAAUGCGUUUGUGCUCCCUUAUUUUAAACCUGUGAAUGCCUCAGAAUAAAUUAAAAAAAGAUCAAAAGAAUCGGAGCACAGCUGUUUUAUCGCAUGGGAGGAGCUAAAAUGGGAGCUGAGCAGUUGUAUUGGACAUUGUGGACUUUUUUUGAAGAUUUGGGACAAGUGUCUUGUCCCAGGGGAACUACCUCUCAGGUAUCCAGUACGCUUCUUUGGAACAUUUUCUCUAAGUUGAGAGCCAAGCUAUCCAGCUAGCUAUCGUGGACAUAUUCCUGGAUUUUAUUUUGUUCUUUUAAUUGUAGAAAUUUGGAGUUACUCCUUUGCCAGUGCCAGGACUAGGUGUCUGGAGUUGCAAUGUGUUUGUUUGUGUGUGUGUGUGUGUGUGUGUGUAUGAUGUGAGAUGGAUAGAGUGGUUUUAAAGUAAGAACCAUGGGCAGAUAAUUGGGUUUUAUCCUUGCGAGGGCCAUACUUGAGUAAGCAACAUGUCUGUUUUUAAUUUGCAUGGGUAUUUGUUCAAUAGACUCAGUUGGACACCAGUUCCCAGAUACCUCAGUCACUAUACAUCAUGCAAGGAGAGCUCAAAUGGUUGCCUUUGUCUCAAAUGCAAUGCCAUAGUUGUACCAUAACAUGAAUACCAUACAUUGAAUGUCCGUUAUGCUGCUGUGACUAUUCCAGGACACUCAAGGAUUUGUAGAUGUACAUUGUACAUGUAUUAUUUGUGAAUAACGCUAAUGAUAUUAUGUGAGGCUUAUAUUUUUUUUGUGUGUUUUUUGACUGGGUAAGCCCGCAGCUGCUUACUCCUCCAGACUGACCUCAGAUAUUCUGACAAGUACCUCAGGCUUUUUCUACAUGUAUAUCAAGUUGUGUUAUGUAUUUUAUUGUGUUUUAGUAGUUGAGAUAUUUUAUUGCCGGUUGGGCCUCUUUGUCUGUUGAGAUUUCUUUUUAAAUAGAGCCUGACUAGUUGUCAUGGUGUUAAUCCUGUAUGGUGUUAAUGCUGUACAAACCUAAAAGAAGAGAGGCCGAUUCUUGUAAAUACACCUGUACACACAGUUGCCGAACACUGAUCUGUUUGAAGAAAAAAAAAAUCAGGACAUUAUUGUGUUGUUCUCAUUUCACAGAAACAGAAAGGGAUAUUUUAGUUCCACCUCUGCAUAUUUAAAAGUAAUUUUGACAACUAGCCCUGUGAUUUUUAAUAUAUAGAUAUAGUUCAAGAAUAGUGGUUGGUUUACUGAUUUCUAUGAAUAAUGGUAUCCGUUCCUCUGAAUCAGAAGCUGUGUAGGUAACACAUGUAAAAGAAAGCUUAGUGUGUGGAUCAUCAAAAAACAGACGCACGCACACACGAAAACAAAUCCCUGAUAAUUUGGCGCUGGCGGCUUCUGUGAUUGGCCACUUGCUGGAAAUGCCGGUUUGAACAGUAUUACCUCAAUAUUAACCCGUUAAUGUGAUGUUCUGACCGGUUUGGUGAUAGUUAAACCAUGUUGGACACACAGGCUCAUCUGUUGUGCUUUGAUUAGUGCUGUGGAAAGAUAGUGAUUUUAACAGUGGUGUAACUGUAGUAUGUGACGCUUGCUCAUGUGCAGUUUGGGGAAAAAAAAAAUAUCAAUCCCUACAGGAUAAUGGUUUUUAGUGUUUGGAAAUCAUCAAUGUGUCUAUAACUACAUGAUUGAUUGAUAAUGCAGCCCCAUUGUGAUUCAUGUAAACAGUGGCAUGUGCGUGGUCCAAGAGUCCAGCAAUAUAUAUAUUAUACAGCAAUAGUCACUUGAAUAUCAUAGUUUAAGUAGUUAAACUCAGCUGUGACUUAGCAGUUUUCUUCUGCGGAUCAAUAAAGUACAUCUCAUCACACCUGGAUCGUGUUCUGAUGAGGACAUGCAUUAAGACCGACAGCAUAGAAGUGCUGUGGGUUGAAUGUUUGUGUCAAUAGCUGAACAUGUCCCAGGUGCUUUCACGUAUUGUGCCAGAAAAACAACGAUCACGAAGGAAAAUCUACCGUCAUCGUUUGUUACCUCCAAAUGCUGUCUAACACCCAGCUCUUCUGAACAGAAAAACCAGUUACCUCAUGCAGUACCUCGUUAGUAACACUAACACGGAGUCAGUCUCAUCUUCAAAAAAAGGAAAAACAAAUCAACUAUCGUGUAUAUAUUUACUUGACAAAUGUAAAGGGUUGCUUCCUUUUCAUGUGUGAAUCCUGUGAAAGCAAAAUCCUUUUUUUGAUUUACAGUCAAUAUGUUGUUCAUUUGUCAUUGUGUGAAUGGAUGUUUGACUGAAUUGUGUGACCUUCCCUGUUUAUGUGAACUUUGUGUGUGUGUGUGUGUGUGUGUGUGAUGUAUGUUGGUUGGUUUCACUAAAACAGUACGAAUGGUAACUGAGUUGAAAUGCUUAGAAAUAUAAACUAGAUGAGAAUACAUUCAUCUUUUUGUAUAUUGAAAUAAAGACAAACACUGAUUAA
Molecule: messenger RNA, 4904 nt
Organism: Etheostoma spectabile (orangethroat darter)
Lineage: Eukaryota; Metazoa; Chordata; Actinopteri; Perciformes; Percidae
Gene: acvr2ba
Product: activin A receptor type 2Ba
Exons: 11
Coding region: 414-1958 (514 amino acids)
Biological process (GO): cellular response to growth factor stimulus; protein phosphorylation; activin receptor signaling pathway
Cellular component (GO): plasma membrane; activin receptor complex
Molecular function (GO): ATP binding; activin binding; activin receptor activity
Source: RefSeq, a predicted model, not a curated record